Messenger RNA from Myotis daubentonii (Daubenton's bat), 2790 nucleotides. RefSeq names its product cilia and flagella associated protein 221 (gene CFAP221). NCBI's taxonomy places the organism in Eukaryota, Metazoa, Chordata, Mammalia, Chiroptera, Vespertilionidae. Gene Ontology annotation, biological process: motile cilium assembly; cilium movement. The record is from RefSeq and is a predicted model, not a curated record. Gene Ontology annotation, cellular component: 9+2 motile cilium.
AUGGGACAGCCGCGUGUGGGAAUGGGGUGGCCGCAGAGACCAGAGGCCGGGAGGGCCGGCACACAGUGACGCCAGGGGUACACUUGUCAAGGGCUGAGGACAAAAGUGUGCGGUUUCUCACGGGUGACUGUCCUGCUACCGUGUUCUUCCCAGGACAUGACCUUCGGCUCUAGGAAGAACACUCCAUUUUUCAUGAUAAAAUGGCAGCAGUGAGAACCCCCGGCAGAGAACUGAAGGAUGUGGAGGAACCAUUCAAUGACGUGUCGCCCCUCCUUUUGAAGAGCCUCGUGGAGGAGCCCCAGAAGAGAAGAGGAGUGCCCAACCACCUGCUAGAAUCAAAGGUUUAUACAAAACUUCUGCACAAUAAGGUCUUACAAGCAAAGCCUGGCAUCCUGCAUUUUGGAGGCUAUCAAGUAGGAAAACAACAGCAGCAGAUUCUGCAACUGAUCAAUAUUUCCAAUGAGGACAUCCAUGUUCAUAUUUUACCCCCACAAACCAAGUACUUCCAGAUCAAGUAUGUGAAAAAGGAGCACCGCCUUGUCCCUGGCUUGUCCCUCGCGGUCACCGUUACGUUUUCUCCAGACGAGUGGCGAUACUAUUAUGAUUGCAUCCGUAUUCACUGUAAGGAUGAUGAGACUUUGCUUAUUCCCAUCCACGCCUAUCCUGUCAUGAACACAUUGGAUUUUCCCUCAUUUAUAAACCUAUCAAAUGUUCUACUUGGUGAAAGCAAAAAAUACAUUAUUCCUUUGCAGUGCAGCUGCCCUGUAGAUUUUGAGUUCCGUGUUGCUGUGAUUCAGUCUCAUCCGGCCUUUACUAUUGAGCCAACGUCAGGGAUAAUCCCAGCGAAUGGGAAGGUGAACGUGGCUGUCAAGUUUAUGCCCUUUCAGUACGGGAUGGCACAAGUAAGAAUGCAGUUGAGGAUUUCCCAGUUCAACUCUCGGCCUUACGAGUGUGUCUUCACCGGAACUUGCUAUCCCAACAUGGCUUUAAAAUUAGAAGAAUUUGAAAGAUUAAAUAUUCUUUCUAAGAAAGUAGACAUUCCUGCAGAGAAGACAAUGACACAGAUAAAUUUUCACCGACUGCCAGCAAAGUUAAAACCUCCAAAGGUUAAGGAAAUUGAAUAUCAGAACUUGAGAUUUCCAGUAGAUUUAUCAAAUCCAUUUGCUGUGGCAACUGUUUUAAACCAAGAACCAGGAAAAUUGAAAAUUAAAGAAUUAAGAGAAGUUUUGGACCAAGGCAAUGAGAUUUCAAAAACAAGACAGAUGAAGGAAGCACUUUUUGAACAGAAAGUCAGACAGGACACUUGCGAAGAGAUUGAAAAUCACCUUAGAUGGCAGGUGCACCUUGGUAAAGAACAUAUGGCUUUUAAAUUUAUAAAAGACCUUGCUGAUGAGCAGCAAAAAAUAAACGAGAAAUACAAGCUAGAUAGAGGAGAUCCUGUCUUGGAGGAGGAAUUUCAGCGACUGACGACGGAAAUUAACCAGAAGCGGGUUGUUCACAACCUGGAAGAAAAAAGCAAGAAAUUUGAACCUGAUUUUGAUCCACUUGUUAAUAACACUUGGGUCAGCAGGUUCAGGGCACAGAGACGGUUUCAGCAAGCAGCACGCAAGAUCAUGGUUCACCGACGGUUACUUAAAAUGCUGGACAUCAUGCGUUUCAUGGACAGAGAGACCAUAUUAAAGAGGCUCAAGCACAGCAGACAGUCGAUAGCACAAGAGAAGACUCCCUCCAAAUACCAUCUGCUGCGGCACAGUCAAGACAAUCACUCCAGCUGGGGCUAUGUGUCACCCAAGCAAGUGCUGCCCUUCGCCUUCCCAUCCCACAGUCCUCCCCAGGGCUUCGAUGAGCUGGCUCCUGGCGGCCUUGGACCUGUCCCAAUUAAACCUUCAGACAUUCAAGUCAAGCACCAUCAUUCCUUCUUCAACCUGCAGGUUCCUCAAUUGUACAAAAUUAGGGGGUACCAGCCAUUCUCUGUUCAGUUGUCUUCAGCAAGUUACAGACCUCAAAAGCUUGCUCGAACCCUGAAGCAAGGAGCUGAGGAUGAAGCUACCACCGUGAUAGCCCUGCCAAAGCAGGACGUCACCCCUCAGUCCCCUGGCAAGAUCUCAAUCUUGAACAUGAAGCCACCCAAGGCCUUAGCUGUGUCUCCAGAUUAUGACCCACUUUACAUCUUUAAUCCCAACCCAGGAUUAUUUGCUGUGAAGCACCCUCUGACCUACACAGAAACCUUGAUAGAUUACUAUCUGUGCACUCACCCCAAGUACAAGUUCACCAAGGAGUCCCACAGCGGGUCCAGCAUUCCUCUCACCCAGAAACAGUUUCUCCAUCACACGGACAUUAUACCCGGAAUAAUGCACUGGAAGAGGUUCCAGCCCCUGGUUCUCGCAUCUCUGCCCGACACCUCCAAGAUAGAGACAACACAGAGCUGUGACUCCCUCAGUUCAGUUAUGCUCCCUAUAGACGUCCCUGCGACUCUUAAAGCCUUACCAGAAGAAGACAGACUGGAUACAGUCGAACGUGAGCUCUGUGAACAGAAUAUAGAAAUUAUGUUGACUCCAGAAAUGAUCGAAGUGGAAUUCCCUAUGUUGGAACACAAGGACACCAAAAAGGAGAAAGAGGUGAGAGACCAGGCACAACCACCGGAGAAGACAGGAGACAAGGUGCUGGAGGAGAUGAAGAAUGUGCGGGCCAAAGCUCUCAACUCAUACCUGAUUCUAGAAUAAAAACCAGCCGGCCAGUUCUUCUCAUCGGCUCCCUGCAAGUCACUGUGGUCCUUUGUGUCCACUUAUG